UUGAACUUUGCAAAGGAAUGUGCAAACUGUAUCAGGUGUGGCUCUGCUGCUGGCGUGGGAAUACCAUAUGAAACUUCUCCUCUCAACGUCGGACGCGAUUACAGUACAUGAGUAUUCCAUACGAACAGUUUCACACAGCAGUGCGACAGGAUGGAGUCUGUGGUGAACCUGCACAACCAGUUUCAGAGUCUCAGGGCUCAGGUGGACGGUCUGAAUGAGGGGAUUGAACCACAAUUCCUCCAGCUGGCAGUGAACUUUGAGGAUUGCCGUAAAAAAUGGCUGCUGGCGGGCGACGAGCUGGUAUCUUGUAAAGAGAUGCUGACAAAGGCAGAGACGGAGAGAGGAGCCCUGGAGGUCAAGCUAAAGCAUGCCAGGAACCAGGUGGACGUGGAGAUCCGCCGCCGGCAGAAGGCAGAGGCGGUCUACGAGAAGCUGGAGCGGCAGCUACAGCUGAUCCGGGACCUGCUGAUUACAGAGAACAAUGGCAACAGUGUCCACUUAAGUGAAGAGCAGCGGUCAGCCCUGGCCUUCCUCAGUGCCCACUCUCAGGCAGCACAAGCUGCUAAAUCCAACCUAAACUCCAGCCGAAGAUUGACAAGAAUUGAUGAAUCCUCAUUGCUGUCAGACAUCAGCUAUGAUCAAACAGAUGACUCUUUGGACUGGGAUUCCUCUGCGGUCAAGAAUAUGAGACUGCGCAAACGGCAAAAACGACGGUCUUCAAGAAAACACUCAGAAGGUCCUCCGCAAGCCGUGAAGAAGCCCCGCUCCAUGGGGCGGCCUUCAGACAGGAUAAAUGAGUCUAUUGUGGCAAAAACAACCAUCACGGUGCCUGCAAAUGGUGGUGUGGUCGAAGCCGUCUCCACCAUUGAAACUGUGCCUUACUGGACCCGCAGCAGAAAGAGGAGUGUGGCUCCUGUGUUGGGUGAGACAACCACUACUGACCAAUCUGAGACAGCCAGUGAGGCUCCCAGCACACCAGUCUCAGAGUUUCCAGCCCAACCCCAAACUCCCCAGGCCAGAGAAUGUCGUGAGCACUGCCCCCUGCCUUGUAAUCCCACAGCUCUUGGUACUCCCAUCAAGAGCUCAGAGGCCACCCUGGCUGACUUUGCUCCAGCCACCUCCCCAAAGAUUCCGGCUUUGGUUAUUUACUGCAUUAAAGAGAUUGAACGCAGAGGCCUUCAUGAGGUUGGUCUGUACAGAGUCUCUGGCCAGGAACGCCUGGUGAAAGAGCUCAAAGAGAAGCUGAUUAGAGGAAAGACUCUGCCUCCCCUUAACAAAGUGGAGGACAUCAAUGUCAUUACAGGUGUCCUCAAAGACUUUCUGAGAAACCUUUUUGAGCCACUGCUCACCUUUCAUCUGAACAAGGCCUUUUUGGAUGCAGCAGAAAUCCAGGAUGAUGACAACUGUCUUGCCACUUUGUAUCAGAGCAUCAGUGAGCUGCCUCAGCCCAAUCGAGACACUCUGGCCUGCCUCAUGAUCCACCUGCAGAAAGUUUCUCAGAGUGUAGAUACCAAGAUGGAUGUACACAACCUGGCCAGAGUUUUUGGGCCAACCCUGGUGGGUCAUGCCGUUCCUGACCCUGACCCUAUGACCAUCCUGCAUGACACAAGCAAACAACCAAGGGUUGUAGAGCGCUUGCUCAGUAUUCCAGAGAGCUACUGGAGCCGCUUUGCUUAUCCAGAUAAUGUAAGCUUGGAUGCUGCUCACCACACUGAUACUCUAAACUACAAAGUGAGGAUCUUAGGACCAGUGACAACUCCAGAGCAUCAGGUCAUGGCCAAAACGCCCUCCUCCAGCUCACUGUCUCAGCGAAUGAAGCAGACCCUUUCCAACACUACCCUAUUUGGAAGCAAGAGCAAAGCAGCCUCUGCCUCCAACCGCCAGGGUAACUUCUUCGCGUCUCCACAUCUCAAGUAAUGGUAAAGAAAAGAAAAUGGCACAUAUUUCUGCACAUUACCUAUGCAAUAGAUGGAUCUAAUCAUGUGGGAAAAUCUGUGUGCAAUUACAGAAUGCAUAAUUUUUGUACGAAGAGAUUUUUAAUGACUUUUAUUUGAUUACUAAUAUUUCGCUACUGACCAAUUCUGUAUUGACAUCUGUGUGGUUAUAAAAUGUUUCAUGGUUUAUUAGACCAAGAAACCUCUUUAAAGUAAUAGAAAAUAUUCUAGGAGCUGAAUAUUUCAGAUUUUUCUCUUUGAAAUUGUGGUUAUUACCACAGUGAUUUACUAACAAACAUAUAUCAUACAGGUAAAAUAGACAAAGGAGAGAAGGAGGCCAGUGCUUUUUCAUAUUGUUAGCCAUGUCAUUUAAUUAUUUAACAUUUUCUUUUAUUUUGAUGUGCACCUAUCAUGAUUACUGUUAACCUCUGACAACUGUAACCAUACUAAUACUGAUUAGCAAUGAUACAGUGUUUUGCACUCCACAUAAACUUUCCACUUUACCACUAGAGGGCGCUGCUGCACCUAUUUUGAAAUGGAAGCCUUAACAGUCGAAAGGUUUUCCUGUAUGUAAGGCACAUUACACAGUCAGAAUUACAGCCUCUCCUUUAUUUUAAGUCUUUCUGCUAAGAAAGUAUGGUUUAGUCAAGAAACCAAACCCAUCAUGUGAACACAAAGCAAAAACCAUACGCUGCCUUUAUUCAUGUCAAAACAGAACCUGUUAAAAAUCAAGUAUUUGUAACGACACAAACAGCAAGACACUAUCUACCGGUAAAAGAAGUCAUCCAGAGGGGAUAGUUAACAAAAACAACAACAUAAGUUUCCAUUCUAAAUAUCCCCUUUGCUUGAUCUUGGUGUUCUUCUGUUACUGAUGGUAGAAGUAGUAGUUACUUAGGAUGCAAAAGGUAAAAUGGGGUGCCUGGUUUUAAAACAAGAAAACUCAAACUAGCUUUGUUUGAAGCUGCAAGAGCCCUGUUACAACACUGUCUUAUGAUACUACAUAUAUUUUUAUACAUUUUAUUUUUCACUGACUAAAUGUUUUGUGUAACUGAAUGUUCAGCUUUUACCAAAGAUCUUGUGGUUUGAAUGUUGACAUUAAUUUGUUUUGUCUUGGCUCGCAUAAGAUAAAUGUUCAUUGUUGAGCUGAAAAAUAAAUGGACAAAAAGACC
This is a messenger RNA of Menidia menidia (Atlantic silverside), 3103 nucleotides long. The record is from the annotation of a GenBank genome assembly. NCBI's taxonomy places the organism in Eukaryota, Metazoa, Chordata, Actinopteri, Atheriniformes, Atherinopsidae.